AUGUCCCUGAUCCCAUUACACCCUCGCGAGGGUCGCGAGAUCGUCCUACGCCAUCGCAAUGCCGUUGUCGUUCGAGAUCCCGACUCCCAACGCCUCGAGAUUCGCGGCCAGACUCGCAGCCAGACAUGUCCGACAUGUCACCAGCCGCUCCCACAGGCCUCGGCCUCUGCCAACGACCACGGCUACGACCGGCCGCUCGAGGCGGCAGACGACUCCUUUGUCAAUCCCGAUUACUUUCGCAUGCUCCGCCACGGAAACUACAACUUCUUACCCGCCGCCGGACGAGCUUCGCACAGUCCGGUGCGAUCACUGCCGCGACCCGACUACGACGGCGGCUCCGGCCGCUUUCGAUCACCCGAGGUCCUCGAUGAAGAAGAAGACCUGGAACCUAGCCAAACGCCCGAGAAGCCGCAGCGGAGAGGAAGCAGGAUUCGCCGCGAAGCGUUCAGCCCCAACUACUUGAAGAGUUUCUUCAUCGAGGAGCGUGUCUUGGGCAAAGGCGGCAAGGGAGUCGUCUUGCUCGUCCGGCACGAAAUUGAUGGGUAUAAUCUCGGACACUUUGCGUGCAAGCGGGUACCUGUAGGCGACGACCACGAAUGGCUGGAAAAGGCCCUACUUGAGGUGGAACUGCUGGCCAGACUCUCGCAUGCGAACCUGGUGUCUUACCGGCACGUGUGGUUGGAGGAUGUACGACUAAACAUGUUUGGACCGCCUGUCGUGUGCGCAUUCAUUCUACAGCAAUACUGCAACGGCGGCGACCUGCAGCACUAUGUCGUUGGCGAGGCCCCGACGCAGACGACGAAAGAAGAGCUGAAAGCUCAAAUGCGACGCCGAUCCAAGGGCCAGCCCGAGCCACCGAAGAAUCUGACUGGAAACAGGUCUCAGCUCGUAUUGGAGGACAUUUAUUCGCUUUUCAAAGACAUCACAUCAGGCGUGGCCUAUCUUCACGCUGCCAAUUACAUCCACCGCGAUCUGAAACCCAGCAAUUGUCUACUACACAGAGAGAACUCAAGUCUCAGAUGCUUGAUUAGUGAUUUUGGCGAGGUUCAAGCAGAGCACGCGGCGAGGAAAUCUACAGGCGCCACGGGCACUAUAUCAUACUGCGCCCCGGAAGUCCUUAAGCUGGACCCGACGACUGGCCUUUAUGGCAACUUUACCACCAAGUCCGACAUGUUCUCGCUGGGCAUGAUUUUGUACUUUAUGUGCUUUGGCAAGUUGCCGUAUCGCAGCGCCAACGCUAUACAAGAAGAAUUGGAGGAUGUGGAGCUGCUCCGCGCCGAAAUCUCUGAUUGGAAGGGUUUCAAAGAUGAGCGACGCGAGAGACCCGACUUGCCCGCCAAGCUGUACACCCUGCUUAAGAAGCUGCUUUCUAUUGACCCCGCGGAGAGACCGAGCGCAACCGAGGUGCUACACGCAAUGAAGAGCGAGACCAAUUUUGACGCCAUGGGACGCCCAGACAGGGUUAAUCCAGUGCUGGGUGGCUUGCGUGGGAACCGAGUGCAGAAUCUUGAUUCCCCAGCUGUACCAGGGACACCACUACCAGAAACGACACAAAACACGAAUCGAGGCUCUCGGCUAAAUGAAGAUUCCAACGCCUGGGCCACCUCGGAGAGCGCUGACGCAAAUGCCUCGAUGAGUCUCGCUGACGAUCAUGUCAUCCAGCAGUCUCUCACAAUCUCCCAUCGAGACGUAAGCAGCUACGAGGAUGAAUCAGCAACGCCGACCGCCACGACCGCAUUUGCACCUCUGCCGCAGCACAUGUCCCGCGAGCACCACCGGCGGACACCCACGACGCCGCUCCUGCUUCCACCACCGCGCACCCGUUGGGCCGAGAUUGAGCACCGCAUCUCCGUCGCACUCUACCACGCGUGCCGCGCCGUGGGCGUCGAGACGCAGUCGCUCGUGUACGCCUUUCAGCUGGCCAUCUUUGUCCUCAAGACGGCGACGCUCGCGCGGCCGUGCUGGCCGUACGUAGCGAGCCCUCAGGUGUGCGCGCCGCUGCUCGUCGUCGCCACGCUCGAGCUGCUCUUUGCCUCGUCGCCCGUGAGCCACGGCAGCCGGCUGCGCAGCCAGCACCACUACCACGUCGGCGGGCUGUUUCAGGCGCGUGGCACGGGUGCCGUGCUCCUCGUGUUGCACUUUGCCACGCUGUGGCUCGCGGGCCGAUGGGAUGCCCUGUGCACCUAUGGCCCGCGCCAGGAAUGGGCCGAUUGGUAG
Messenger RNA from Akanthomyces muscarius, 2217 nucleotides. RefSeq lists its product as uncharacterized. The record is from RefSeq and is a predicted model, not a curated record. Lineage: Eukaryota; Fungi; Ascomycota; Sordariomycetes; Hypocreales; Cordycipitaceae. The coding region runs from base 1 to 2217 and encodes 738 amino acids. The transcript is spliced from 3 exons. Gene Ontology annotation, biological process: protein phosphorylation. Gene Ontology annotation, molecular function: protein kinase activity; ATP binding.